AUGGAAGAAAUCACUGUUUUAUAUGUUUCCUUGGCUCUUCUUUGUAUUAUAACGUAUUUUCUCAAGUCGGAAGGACGACGGCUGAGCCACAUUCCAACUGUCGGAGGAUCUUCCUUACCUCUGUUAUCAUUUAUCGGCGCGUUCAGAACAUUCCUCGAUUCCAAAGAUGUGUUGCAAGAGGGCUAUUCCAGGUACAAAGGGGGUGUUUUCAAGAUUGCUGAGCUUCAUUGCUGGACUGUCGUUGUGACCGGGUCGGAGCUGGUGGAAGAAUUGCGCAAGGUGCCAGACAGCAUUUUAUCAUUUCCUGUCGCUCUCCAAGAAUUUAUCCAAGAAGAAUAUACCAUAGGGCGGGAGUUGAUGUCCAGCGCAUAUCAUACCCCGCUUCUCAUCACUCGAAUUGCUCGCUAUCUCACAGAACUCUUCCCGGACAUCCACGAUGAAGUUGUCACGGCUUUUAAUGACGAACUUGGUCUCACAAGAGAGGGUCAAUGGACACCGAUUCCAGCAAACAAGAUGUUGACAGAAGUGGUCUGUCGGGUGACGAAUCGUCUGUUCGUUGGAGUGCCACUAUGUAUAUUUCUUCCCUUAUAUCUACUUCGGGCGAUCAUGCUAAAUUCGACGUUUCUCCACCGUCUCCUCCACAACUUUGACUUGAUAGGCAGAAAUAGAGACUUUUGCGAAUUGAACAAGACAUUCAGUAAUGACCUGAUGGUGGGCGCCACGAGUAUCAGGAUGUUUCCAGAAUUUCUCAAACCGCUUGCCGCACGUCUACUUUUGAGCGUUUCCAAGAGUGUUGCCCGCGGUCGUGAACUCCUCAAUCCGAUACUGAACGAGAGGCUACGACUCGCGAAUGAAUCGGGCGACGAUUGGACCAAUCGACCUAACGAUCUCCUGCAAUGGCUCAUCGAUGCAAAACCUUCAGACGUGCCACCUACUACGGUGCCCCUUCGUGUCCUCCUGCUGAAUGCCCCAGCCAUUCAUACCUCUUCCAUGACCCUCACGCUUGCGCUGUACUAUCUUGCUGUGCACCCUGAGUAUUCUGAGGUGUUGUGGGAAGAAGUCAGAACGGUAGCGCAGGCGCAUGGAUGGACCAAAGAUGCCGUAGAUCGCUUGGACAAGAUGGACAGUUUCCUGAAGGAACUCAUGCGAUUCGAAAGUCUCAGUGCUCACCACACGCUUUCGAACGGGACCUUCAUCCCGGCGGGGACACGCCUCAUGACUGCUGCCAGAGCGGUACACUAUGACGAGAAUAUUUAUGCAGAUCCGGAUGUGUUCAAUCCGUGGCGGUUCUCCAACAUGCAGAACGCCGGCGAGACGGCUAAGUUUGUCCACACAAGCGCGGAAUACUUGGCGUUCGUGCACGGGCGACAUGCAUGUCCUGGCCGGUUCUUCGCGUCAACAGAGCUGAAGGAAGUGCUUUCGCAUCUCGUAGUGAAUUACGACAUGAAGAUGGAGAAGGAAGCAGCUGUCCCUCCUUCAUCUUUCGUCAGCCAUUCGUUAAUCCCUGACUUAAAGGCUAAUGUUAUGUUCCGGAGGAGAGGACGGAAUGUUGGCUAG
This is a messenger RNA of Fibroporia radiculosa, 1557 nucleotides long. RefSeq lists its product as uncharacterized. Gene Ontology annotation, molecular function: iron ion binding; heme binding; monooxygenase activity. The coding region runs from base 1 to 1557 and encodes 518 amino acids. The record is from RefSeq and is a predicted model, not a curated record. The transcript is spliced from 10 exons. Lineage: Eukaryota; Fungi; Basidiomycota; Agaricomycetes; Polyporales; Fibroporiaceae.